AUGCCUCUCAGCAAUUCCCAAGACAGCGGCUUAACAGGCGCCGCCAAAUUCACUACCUCGACGGUUGGAAACUUAGUCGGCGGAGUGAGUCGCACAGUGGGCGGCGUCACUGGUGCUGCGACGCGCGGAGUGGGCGAUACCAUCACCAGUGCUACAGGAAGUGCAGGCAAGCCCAUUGGUGAUGCACUGAGCAGUGUAGGAACAGGAGUGGAAGACGGAGCAAAGAGAGUCGCAAAGGGAGUCGAGGAUGCUGGGCAAUGGAAAUAA
This is a messenger RNA of Penicillium longicatenatum, 267 nucleotides long. RefSeq lists its product as uncharacterized. The record is from RefSeq and is a predicted model, not a curated record. Lineage: Eukaryota; Fungi; Ascomycota; Eurotiomycetes; Eurotiales; Aspergillaceae. The transcript has a single exon. Bases 1 to 267 code for a protein of 88 amino acids.